AUGGCUGGCAAGUGUGUUCACAAAGCGUGUGGGAAGACCUUCUCCGACCCCGAGGAGGAGUGCGUGUACCAUCCUGGACCCCCGGUGUUCCACGAGGGGCAGAAAGGCUGGAAAUGCUGCAAGCCCCGCGUCCUCACCUUUGAGGAGUUCCUCGCCAUCCCACCUUGCACAACCGGCAAGCAUUCCACCGUCGACGAUACCCCGGCGCCCGAGCCCAAGCCUGAGGAAGCUGCCACUCCCCCUCCCGUCGUCGCUGUCGAGAAAAAGAACGAGCGUCCGCCCAUUGUUGUCCCCGCUACCGUCCCCGCGUCGCCCCCCGCUAAGCCGGUCAUCGAAGAACCUGAGUCGGAUGAUCCUGAUGUUGAGAUCCCGGCUAACGCGACAUGUCGUCGCAGAGGCUGUGGUGCCACCUACACUGGCUCGACUGCGCGCGAUGAAGAGAAGUGCACCCAUCAUCCCGGCCAGCCGGUCUUCCAUGAGGGCAGCAAGGGUUGGUCCUGUUGCAAGCGCCGCGUUCUCGAGUUCGACGAGUUCCUGAGGAUCCCCGGCUGCACAGAGAAGACAAGACACAUGUUCGUGGGCAAGGCCAAGGGCCCUGGCGAAGAGAAGGUGGAAAAUGUUAGGAACGAUUUCUAUCAGACCCCCGCAGCUGUCAACGUUUCCCUCUACUUCAAGAAGAUUGACAAGGAGCGUGCCCGUGUCGAUUUUUCAUCCGAUUCGAUUGUCUUCGACCUUCCUACCACCGACAACAAGCGCUUCCAGGAUACAUACAGCCUCUUUGCGGCCAUUGACCCCGAGCAGUCGAGCUUCCGCGUGUUGGGCACUAAGUUGGAGUUGACCUUGGUCAAGGCUGAUGGUACUAGCUGGCCUGUGUUGCGCAGUGAUGACAAGUGGACCGGGCAGCGUAUCCAGAUUGGAAAUGCUGGUCGGGCAUGA
Penicillium nucicola is the source of this 936-nucleotide messenger RNA. Its product is annotated as cysteine and histidine-rich domain-containing protein. The record is from RefSeq and is a predicted model, not a curated record. NCBI's taxonomy places the organism in Eukaryota, Fungi, Ascomycota, Eurotiomycetes, Eurotiales, Aspergillaceae. The transcript is spliced from 3 exons. The coding region runs from base 1 to 936 and encodes 311 amino acids.